Messenger RNA from Anopheles marshallii, 441 nucleotides. Its product is annotated as cuticle protein CP14.6-like. Bases 1 to 441 code for a protein of 146 amino acids. Gene Ontology annotation, molecular function: structural constituent of chitin-based larval cuticle. The record is from RefSeq and is a predicted model, not a curated record. Lineage: Eukaryota; Metazoa; Arthropoda; Insecta; Diptera; Culicidae. Gene Ontology annotation, cellular component: chitin-based extracellular matrix. The transcript has a single exon.
AUGUUCCGUUUCGUGUUCGCCGCUACCCUGCUCGUGGCCACCGUUGUGGCCGGACCGCUCGAUCGGGCCUACUCGCAGCACCAAAACCCGGACGCUCACGCCCAGAUUGUAGCGUACGAGAAUGUGCUGAAGGAUGACGGUCACUACAGCUACAGCUACGAGACGAGCAACGGUAUCGCUGCCCAUGAGGAUGGCCUCGGAGCCCACAGUGCCAAUGGUGCCUUCUCCUACACCGGACCCGACGGUGUGCUGUACCGCGUGGUGUAUGUGGCCGACGAGAACGGAUUCCAGCCGCAGGGCGCCCAUCUGCCGACGCCACCACCGACUCCCGAGCACGUGUUCAAGACGCUCGAGCAGAUCCGUGCCAACCCGCCCAAGGAUCAGAAGGACUUCAGUCUGGAGGCGCUCGAUGCCACCAUCGCUCGGCUGCGACAACAUUAA